Molecule: messenger RNA, 195 nt
Organism: Cetraspora pellucida
Lineage: Eukaryota; Fungi; Glomeromycota; Glomeromycetes; Diversisporales; Gigasporaceae
Source: the annotation of a GenBank genome assembly
GUGAGAGGGAAAAAAUGGCUAGUUUUGGAUCCCAACAUAAGUGGACCUUUGAGUCUUAUUGCAGAAUUUUCACUUUUGAAGCAUCACCAAAAUGAAUACGUAGAGAAUCCCAAUGUUGAAAAGUAUGAAUAUACCCUCUUUUUUGUUCCAUGUCGAACAAUGAUCUGUCAAAAAGUUUUAGAAGCUGGAUCUUUG